AGCGGGCGAUGGCGGCCAUGUUGGGAGCGUCGGGACGGCUGUGAGGAAGGCCUCGGCGAGGAGGAGAAGGACGCGGGUGGGCUCGCCCGGCCUCGCCCCCUGUGGCACAGCCGGGGCUCGAGAGGGAAAGGCGGAGAGGGGAGGCCACCGAAACGGGGCUCGGAGCGGGGAGAGGCCUCUGGGCGCGCGGGCGCUGGGCCUCCUCCCGCCGGCGCCAUGAGCGGGGGGACGCCUUACAUCGGCAGCAAGAUCAGCCUCAUCUCCAAGGCCGAGAUUCGCUAUGAGGGCAUCCUCUACACCAUCGACACCGAGAACUCCACCGUGGCGCUGGCCAAAGUUCGUUCUUUUGGUACUGAAGACAGACCCACUGAUCGGCCUAUACCACCUCGUGAUGAAGUAUUUGAAUAUAUUAUAUUCCGUGGCAGCGAUAUAAAGGAUCUGACUGUUUGUGAGCCACCUAAACCACAAUGUUCACUGCCUCAGGAUCCAGCUAUCGUUCAGUCUUCUCUAGGGUCAUCGUCUUCUACUUCAUUCCAGUCUGUGGGCUCCUAUGGUCCCUUUGGCAGAAUGCCAGCCUACAGUCAGUUCAGUCCAAGUCCUUUAGUGGGCCAGCAGUUUGGGGCUGUUGGUGUUGGAGGUUCACUGACAUCGUUUGGAACCGAAACAUCAGCCAACGCAAGCUUGUCUCAAAGCAGUGCAGUUGGUUCUACUUUUACAACAGAUACAAGAUCAUUAAAAACGCAGCUCUCCCAAGGUCGUUCAAGUCCUCAGUUAGACCAUUUGAGAAAGAGCCCGAUCCUGGAGCAAGCAGUACACUUCUCUGAAUCGGCAGCAGUCGGGCGCAGGAGUCCUGUUUCGGCAAGACCGCUGGCUUCUGCUAACCAAAAAUCCUUAGAAAAUCAGGAGCACAGGCGAGCUGAAGCGCACAAGUUGUCAAGAUCUGAAGCGGAGCAACUAAGAAGCGAUAAACGUCAACUGGUUCAGGGGGCACCUCCAGUACGAAGAGGCCGUGGAGGUCACCGUGGAGGCCGAGGAAGAUUUGGUAUCAGGCGGGAUGUUCCAAUGAAAUUUGAGAAGGACUUUGACUUUGAAAGUGCAAAUGCACAAUUCAAUAAGGAGGAAAUAGAUCGUGAAUUUCACAACAAGCUGAAACUGAAAGAAGAUAAACCAGAAAAGCCAUUAAACGGGGAGGAUAAAGGUGAUUCCGGUGUUGACACACAAAACAGCGAAGGCAACGCAGAAGAAGAUGACCCCCUUGGGCCUAACUGCUAUUAUGACAAAACCAAGUCUUUCUUCGAUAACAUCUCCUGUGAUGACAACAGAGAACGAAGACCUACCUGGGCAGAAGAAAGAAGAUUAAAUGCAGAGACAUUUGGGAUUCCAUUGCGUCCAAACCGUGGCCGUGGGGGCUUCAGAGGGAGAGGAGGUGGCAGCGGAGUUGGCGGCUUCCGGGGUGCUAGAGGGCGUGGCGGCACCAGAGGAAACUUCAGCGUCCCUCGAGGGUUUCGUGGUGGAUUCAGAGGUGGACGUGGUGGCAGGGAGUUUGCAGACUUUGAAUACAGGAAAGACAACAAAGUUGCUGCAUAGCCUGCAAGAAGCUGAAAGCCGGGUGGACGUGCAGAUCACCAGAUCAUCGUCGUCCAGAGAAUGUGUCGGUCUUUGCAAAGAAUUGACUUAAUUUGCUGUAAAACUCGUCACCAGCACUGGGGUUUGUUUUUAAUUUUGAAGGGGUUUGAAGCAGUGACCAUUCUGAAAAAAUUGCCAUCUUCAGAAACAAGAAGCAUUAAAUAUAUUUGCGAUAGAAAAAAAAUAAGUAAUUUCUUACAUAUAGUUGAACUAUAAAGCAGUAUGUCAGUGGCGUUUUAAGUAUUUUUUUCACCACAGACAGGAUUUUUCUUAACUAAAUUGUAUUCGAUUGCUGCAGGUUGCAAAGACAAUAGUAUGCAGAAGGCCGUCAGUACUGUGAGUGUGUUGAUCCACUGAAGGUUGUUUUUGGGACUCCUGUAAUAACCCUUUUCUGAAAUAGUUGUACUUUUUGUCAGAUAGGGUGCUGGGCAGUAGAAAACUUGAUUUGUCAGUUUAAAAAUGUAAACACAGUAAAUAUUGUUUCUUAGGCAAAGGAAAACUUUUUAUAGUUGUAAAAUUCCAUGAUUAACCCAUUGCCAAAGAAACAUUGAAGAACUUUGUAUAGCUGUAUAAAAAGCAACUAAUUUUUUAAAAGAAUAAAACAUUUUUAAGUCAACAGACCUGCUGUGUUGAGACGCUAAAACAUACACACAUGAGAGUUUGUUUGGGUUUUUUUUUUCCUUUGUAGCUUUUCAGGCUUUAAACUCAUUUGGUUUUUAUAUUUUGACUACAGAUAAAAAAAUCGAAAAUGUUUUUCAUGAUACAAAACCUAUAUAAAACAAUUCUGACUUGGCAAGAAUUUCAGUUUUGUAUUUUAUGGCACAUCAAAGGGUUUGACCAAAUUUUACAAAGUGCUUUGUCAAUCGAGACCAGCCUAGAUGCUUCAUGUCGCAAUUUGCGUUAAUUGAUCCGGCUGAAAAGUCAGUGACCCAGGCAGGCAAGUUCUGACGCUCCCGCUUGUGCCUGGCAUAAAAACGAAAAGUCUCCAUGUAUCAGUUCUUGAAAUGUUGACCUUUGUUUUAAUAUUGUUGACAUACUCGAUUUAAAAGUGAAUUUCCUAGUGUUUGAAAUUGCUUGAGUUUUGAUGGACUGUAGCUUGGAGACACUGAAUGUUCCUUUUUAGACAGUAUCCCACAAGUGAUUUGGUAUGGAGUAAUUGUACACCAAUUCUGAAUAACUAGUUUAAUUACUUUUUAUAUUAAGUUAUAUUAGGUACAGUAAUCUGGUAAUUUGUGUUUGUAUUUGUAUAUGAAAGCCACAGGAAUAAAGGGAUCCAAAGAUUAAAGCAUUUUUUUAUCUUAAUUUGCUGUUUUUUUUGUUUCUCAAUGUUUAAUAGUGAUCAGAUGUGGAUAACUGCACUGUUAGGAAACGGGGAUAUUUAAAAAGCGAUUGAUAGAAUCAUAUUUUGUAUCUUUUUGUAUAGCACUACAAGGAAAGUAUUUUGUAAUUGGUUUCCUUAUGAGGUCACGUAUUUGGCAGAUGUAGAAUUUAGAUACUCUUGUUUAGUAAUAUUUUGCAUGUUAACAAUGCCUUUUUGGGAUCCACAAAUCAUCAUACUGAACAGUUGUUUUUUCAGAACAAAAGGCAAGUCCUGUCUUAUUGCAAUAACAAUGUAUACUGUCUGAAGUAUCCCAAGUUUAUUUAAACAAGAUAAUAUUGUAAAUACCAAUGAGAUGUGCUGUGAAGGUAUGAAUUAGUUUCAUCUUACCCACCAAUCCUUUGGGUUUACUAGUUGGGGUGUGUUUGUACCCCAGAAAAAAAGAGCAUGACAUACCUUCAAUGUACCUUGCUACAGCAGAGUGGGGCUUUUAUUUUAAGCCAGAAUAAAACAGUUCAGAA
Eublepharis macularius is the source of this 3465-nucleotide messenger RNA. It is a transcript of the gene LSM14A, whose product is annotated as LSM14A mRNA processing body assembly factor. Gene Ontology annotation, biological process: P-body assembly; cytoplasmic stress granule assembly. NCBI's taxonomy places the organism in Eukaryota, Metazoa, Chordata, Lepidosauria, Squamata, Eublepharidae. Gene Ontology annotation, molecular function: mRNA binding. The record is from RefSeq and is a predicted model, not a curated record. Bases 217 to 1587 code for a protein of 456 amino acids. The transcript is spliced from 10 exons. Gene Ontology annotation, cellular component: P-body.